Messenger RNA from Phoenix dactylifera (date palm), 1222 nucleotides. RefSeq names its product protein-tyrosine phosphatase. NCBI's taxonomy places the organism in Eukaryota, Viridiplantae, Streptophyta, Magnoliopsida, Arecales, Arecaceae. Gene Ontology annotation, molecular function: protein tyrosine phosphatase activity. Gene Ontology annotation, biological process: protein dephosphorylation. The record is from RefSeq and is a predicted model, not a curated record.
UUGCUACCGGGCCCAAACAAAGCAUCGGCGAUUUGUGUGAUUGCUAUUCUCGACCACCGGAUUUUGCAUAGCGACGAAAAUAACCAUUCCCGACCCUUCUCUCCACUCUCGUCUUCUUUCCGAUUGGUGGUCGGUGGGCAGAAGGGGGACAUGAGAGACGCCUCAAGCUUCAGUGCAGCAGCAGCGGCAACUGUACCGAAAUUACCAUUCUGCCAACUUGGUUCAUUCCCCUUUCUUGGUCUUACUAAACCCACUCUCCUCCCUUAUAAAACCUUCUAUUCACAUCCCCUCCCCUCUUCUUCUCAUCCUCCCCAUCAUCAUCUGCCCUCUCGGAAUCCCAUUUCCGCCUCUCUCCGGUUCGCCGCCGCCGCCGCCGCCGUCGCCGCCGCCGCAGAGCAAGCAGCAUCCAUGGCGGCGCCAUCCGCUGCAGAGUCCAAGCCCUUCUCCGUGCUUUUCGUUUGCCUCGGCAACAUCUGCCGAAGCCCUGCCACGGAGGCCGUGUUCAGAGACCUUGUCCGCAAGAGGGGAUUGGAGUCCAAAUUCUGGAUCGAUUCCGCCGGCACCAUCGGCUACCACGAAGGUAAUCCAGCGGACUCAAGGAUGAGGGCAGCAUCCAAAAGGCGUGGGAUCGAGGUGACUUCGAUCUCGAGGCCGAUUCGCCCCUCCGAUUUCAAGGAGUUUGAUCUCAUACUAGCCAUGGACAUGCAAAACAGAGAUGAUAUAUUGAGUGCCUAUGAGAGAUGGAGAUUCAAAGAGCCCCUCCCAGAAGAUGCCCCGAAGAAGGUGAAGCUGAUGUGCUCCUACUGCAAGAAACACGAGGAAACUGAAGUCCCAGAUCCUUACUAUGGAGGCCCUCAUGGAUUUGAAGAAGUCUUGGAUCUUCUGGAAGAUGCUUGUGAAGCUCUACUUGACAGCAUCCUGGCAGAGAAUACUCAUAUUUCUAUUUCAUAGUCCCUUAUAAAUGAAUAGCCUGAAAGAAUUCUUAGGGAGAUGUUCUUUCAGUGAACCACGAGCCCAUGCAUUUGACCAUCUUUUCAAUUCUACUGCAUUCAUCCUUGUAAGUUGCUAUGGCAAGUGAAUUACACCUCUUGCGACUUAUUAUGAUGUUUCUUUGAGAUAGUAGGAUUGAGUAUUCUUGAGGAUUAUUAAAAUAUUUACAGAAAAAGACAAAAAUAAAAGAAAAAGAGAGAGAAAAAUGAUUUUAUUUCUCUGUCCUGUCAUA